Suillus clintonianus is the source of this 1431-nucleotide messenger RNA. RefSeq lists its product as uncharacterized. The transcript is spliced from 5 exons. The coding region runs from base 1 to 1431 and encodes 476 amino acids. Lineage: Eukaryota; Fungi; Basidiomycota; Agaricomycetes; Boletales; Suillaceae. The record is from RefSeq and is a predicted model, not a curated record.
AUGGUCACGGCAGAUAACCUGAAUCUCGACGUGCUCGAGUUAAUUUUUGCAUUCAUCUCCGGAAAUGAUCUCGUCGCUGUUUCGUCUGUCAGCAAGUCGUUCCUCGCUGGCGUUAUUCCGUGUUUGUAUGCCACGGUCUCUUUCACCGCAAAGCAUGCUAAACGAUAUAGGCCCGGAGGAGGGACAAUAUCACCAUUCCUCACCCUUCGCAAUCACCCCGAUCUAGCUGUGCAUGUUCGUCAUGUCAACAUACAUUGUGCACCAUUCAUCGCGGUUGGACAAGUGCACCCAAACUUCCUUUCGGAAACAGCAGAUGCGCUGCAGAUUUGCAAAAACUUGUUAUCAUUUGUAUGUGGCCCAAGGAUCCUCCCAGCCCUGCUCGGCUCCCUGCAGGGGAAGGAACGCUUGCAGGAUGUGCACAUUUAUGCCGCAUUUACAACAACGCAAGGGGAGAUGCUGCAAAAAAUGACAACACUACGUAGCUUGACUCUGGACUACCCGACCUGGAAUGUUAUAGAUUCGCUGACGAGAUGGGCACAUUCGCUGCAGCGGACACUUGCGCACCUCACGAUCUUUAUGUCUCAAGAAGUUAAUGGCGUAUUUUUGGAAGCCUUGCUCCCGCUACUGCCUCGUCUUCGUGGGCUGCACGUCGUUGGAUGUUCAAAGGCUCCUCACACAGCGGUCAUUAAAGCUACCACAACGCACACCCCAUCAUUGAAAGCGCUUUCUUUCACGAUAUUCGAAAAUACCCCUCCGUCGAACCUUUUCUGCCUGCCUACCAUCACCUUACCCAACCUGCGGCAUCUCGCCAUUGACGUGCGCCCGACGUCUGAUGCAACGGCUGCGAUAAUGCCAUCGCUCUUUAAUUCACUAACCUCCCUGUCUACACUUUUGCUCAAGUUUGCGGACCGUCAGCUCCCCAUAUGGAGCUCUGUUAUUGAUGGCAUUGCUCCGCCCAACGCUGUCACAAUGCCGUUGAAACGUCUUGCUCUCAUGGACUGUUCAGUCUCAAUCGACACGGUUAGAAAGCUGAGCUCGAGGUGCAAAGAUUUGGAAAUGCUGGAAAUACCGCUGCCAAUCAAAGACAUUCAAGCAUUUACUACAGCAAUAUCAAGUUUGAAAGAGUUGCACACUUUGACCGAUGUUGGCGAUGCCCACGCAAGCCACGGCCCGCGUGCGAGCUUGACAAGGAACGACGCGAGAUUCAUGAUGGAGUCGUGUGUGAGUUUAAAGACGAUAGUGAGUGAUGGGCGGAUGUGGACGGUGAGUUCUCGCAUUCUCCUUUGGCCGCAUCCUGUGCCAUCGCGCAUUGAGCUGACUAUACUACAGGGACGUCCGGAUUUUUUCCUCGGUGUGACGGUCACGCCCCAGCGAUACAAGGCCAACACCACACAACAUUGGUUCUCACCUUUAAAAACGGAUUCGAGUUAA